CGGCGGAGGCGGAGGUGGCUGUGGCCCAGGCGGCCCAGGCGGAGGAGUCCGCGGUGGCGGCGGCGGCGCUGUUCCCCGCGUGGUCCGCGGAGCGGGGUCCGGGCUGCGAGACGUCGGGUGGCGGCGGUACUGCGGCCCCGGCCCGAGCCCGACCCCGGGUCCGCUCCCCGGCCGCCCCCCACCCCCGGGCCGCCCCCCGGGCCCUCCGUCCCCUCCCCCGCUGGCGGGGCCCGGACAGAAGAUGGUGCAGAAGAAGACCGCCGAACUUCAGGGCUUCCACCGUUCGUUCAAGGGGCAGAACCCUUUCGAGCUGGCCUUCUCCCUAGACCAGGCACACCACGGGAACCCCGACUUCAGCUCGCAGUGCACGGCCCGCCCUGACAUGCCCGCCAGCCAGCCCAUUGACAUCCCCGACGCCAAGAAGCGGGGCAAGAAGAAGAAGCGGGGCCGCGCCACCGACAGCUUCUCAGGCAGGUUCGAAGAUGUCUACCAGCUGCAGGAGGACGUGCUCGGGGAAGGCGCCCACGCCCGUGUGCAGACCUGCAUCAACCUCAUCACCAACCAGGAAUAUGCCGUCAAGAUCAUUGAGAAGCAGCCAGGCCACAUUCGGAGCAGGGUUUUCCGGGAGGUGGAGAUGCUGUAUCAGUGCCAGGGACACAGGAACGUUCUAGAGUUGAUUGAGUUCUUCGAAGAGGAGGACCGCUUCUACCUGGUGUUUGAGAAGAUGCGUGGUGGCUCCAUCCUGAGCCACAUACACAGGCGGCGGCACUUUAACGAGCUGGAGGCCAGCGUGGUGGUGCAGGACGUGGCCAGCGCCCUGGACUUCCUGCACAACAAAGGUAUUGCGCACAGGGACCUCAAGCCGGAAAACAUCCUGUGUGAGCACCCCAACCAGAUCUCCCCCGUGAAAAUCUGCGACUUCGACCUGGGCAGCGGCAUCAAACUCAACGGGGACUGCUCCCCUAUCUCCACCCCGGAGCUGCUCACGCCGGUGAGGCCUGCGGCUCCGGGGCGCCCGGAGGCCGGGGGCUGCGGCUCCGCUCAAUGCGGCUCGGCCGAGUACAUGGCUCCUGAGGUGGUGGAGGCGUUCAGCGAGGAGGCCAGCAUCUACGACAAGCGCUGCGACCUGUGGAGCCUGGGCGUCAUUCUCUACAUCCUGCUCAGCGGCUACCCGCCCUUCGUGGGCCACUGCGGCAGCGACUGCGGCUGGGACCGCGGCGAGGCCUGCCCCGCCUGCCAGAACAUGCUGUUUGAGAGCAUCCAGGAGGGUAAGUACGAGUUCCCCGACAAGGACUGGGCCCACAUCUCCUGUGCCGCCAAAGACCUCAUCUCCAAGCUACUUGUCCGCGACGCCAAGCAGAGGCUGAGUGCUGCCCAAGUCCUGCAGCACCCCUGGGUGCAGGGGUGUGCCCCAGAGAACAUCCUGCCCACGCCCAUGGUCCUGCAGAGGAACAGCUGUGCCAAAGACCUCACAUCCUUUGCGGCCGAGGCCAUCGCCAUGAACCGGCAGUUGGCCCAGCGCGAGGAGGACGCGGCCGAGGAGGCGGCCGCAGGGCAGGGCCCACCCGUGGUCAUCCGAGCUACCUCACGCUGCCUGCAGCUGUCCCCGCCCUCCGAGUCCAAGCUGGCCCAGCGGCGGCAGAGAGCCAGCCUGUCGGCGGCCCCCGUGGUCCUCGUGGGAGACCACGCGUGACCCGCCCUUCCUCCCGCCCUCUCUCUGUACAUAAGUUGCCCCUUCCCCCAUCAAAUCUAAAAGUUUUCUUAAGCUAUUACCAGCCGUGGCCAGCGGGCUGCGCUCCCCUCUGGCUGGAUUCCCAGGCGUUAAGCUCGGCUGGGGGUGGUUUUUUUUAAUAGGUUUUUGCUGUUGGGUUUUUUUUCCCUAUUUCUCUCCCCACCCCUAUUUUUGAGGGUUUUUUUUUUUUCUCCUCCCUCUACUUUUUUCCUUUUAAUGGUGUUAAAAGCAAAACAAGCUCCUGGGGAGGAAAGUGGGGGGGCGCGCCUGGCUGGGUUGGCUGCCCCCCCGUGCCGCGCCCACCCCCCAUGCUGGCCUGCACUGUGAAGGUCUCGCGUGUCCCCCCACCCCCCAGGUCACCUGCCUGCCGCCUCCUCCCCCUGGAUCGCUUGCACUCGUGACUCAGGAGAGUUGGCUUCCAGCCAGUUUGCUGUCUUCCAGAGCUGGAGGGAGCACAGGACCCCCGCCCCCUGUCCCCCUUCCCCAGCCCGCAGCAUUUUCAGGGACAGGCUCUCUGCCUCUCCUCCCGUCGAUGGAACAGUGGCUUCUUUGACCCUCACCCCGAGAGCGCCUCUGAUGGCUUGGUCGGGGCCGGGGGCUCCCUGUCUCCGGAGGGAAGUGCGGACCGGCAGGGUGGACGGCGGCCCACCCACCAGUUACCCCUACCCACAUCCAUUCUCCACCCACACCUGUCCGCUAUGUCCCCGUGAGAGUUGACAAUCGGGGCUUCCUCUGAGGCCUGUCUGUCCAGACCCCUGAUGGCCAGACUGGGUCUCUGGCCUUGACCUUAAACUGCAGCUGGCAUGGGGACACACCCACUACCCCCUCCGCACCCCACCGGGGACUGAGGCAGGAGCCGGGUGUUUGCCACCUGGCCCUGCGCACAGCUGUUUCCACCAAGGUGCGUGGGAGGGGCUGGACAGGCGCCCGUCAGCCAAUAUGGGGGGUCCCGAAGACACCCCCCAGGGCACUCGAGUGCCCCUUCUCAGGGCUCAGUCUGACCAUGGCCACGUCCUGCCCCACGUCACCCCUCGGGUCUGGCAUGGAAGCUGUCAGUCUCCUUCCCAUUCCCAGGGCUGGGGCCAGACCCAGGGGGUCCCAUGGCAUACUCCGUGCCCCCAAGGGCAGUGUUUUUGGCCUCCCCAUCUUAAGGAAAACGGCCACAGCUGCCAGGCCUUGGCCUCCCUGUGGGCUCCCAGGAAUGGCCAGGGAGGCCCCUUCCCUGUGCUCCGACCCAGUGCCCGAGUCAACCUGCCCGCUAGGGGUUGGGAGAGGCUGGGGCUCCCUCGGGGUGAAAUACUAUGCAAUACACGUGGCUGUGCUGGUCGGGGCGGCCACUGGGGUGUUGUCUUCCACCCCUUCUGGCCAAGUCCCCUGCACACAGGCCGGGAUGGCCCAGUCCCAGGGUCUGCUCAGGUGUCUCCCAUGACUGGGCUGGGGCAGCCCCGGGCCUCGAAAUCUAUGGUCAGGAUUGCUUGUCGUGUUUAGUUUCUUUUAAAAAAACAUCAGUUGACUUCCCCGAUUUUGAAGAAUACUUGAAUGUGGGCGGGGCCUCGUGAGUGGGGGGCUCAGACACCGUCGGCCUAGCUCCCUUCCCCCACCCCGUCUCAUCUGAUUGUCACGAUCUCUGGUGGCCGGUGGGAGUGACGCGCCCUCCCCCUUCCGCCCACCUGCAUCUGUGGACUGGCCUUUCCAAAGACCCCCCAUCAUUUCUCACCCAUCAGUGAUUCUCCAUUUUGCAACUGGGGAUUUUUUGCCUUUUUUGUAUGAAAGAACGAACAAAUGGACCUUUGCCCGCUGCAAGAGCCAAUGGCCCUUUUAUCUGGAAAGCUGAGCAGCUUUGUUUUUUUCCUUUCUUGAAGGUGGGACAGUCCCUCCCUCUCCUCCCCCUCGCCCCAUGGCGUCACCGCUGGGACCUGGAGCCUGGUCAGAACCAUUACUGUGAAGCGUGCGCCACCCUGGGGCGGCCGGGCCCCGGGCCAGCUCCCGGCGCUGGCGGGGACGGCUGUGCACCCGCGAGAGGAUUGUUUUUUUUAAAAAAAAAUUUUUUUAACGUGGGGGUAAAACAGCCAAGCACUUUAACUCCGUUAACCCAGGUGAACUGGUAGAGCUCAAGAGUUUCCUUUACACCAACCGUCAAAGCCGGAAUUUUGUAUUGUUUUGUAAGGAUUUAAUAAAAGUCAUAAAAACCCGC
Cynocephalus volans (Philippine flying lemur) is the source of this 3926-nucleotide messenger RNA. RefSeq names its product MAPK interacting serine/threonine kinase 2 (gene MKNK2). Gene Ontology annotation, biological process: intracellular signal transduction; protein autophosphorylation; peptidyl-serine phosphorylation. The transcript has 14 exons. Gene Ontology annotation, cellular component: nucleus; cytoplasm. Gene Ontology annotation, molecular function: calmodulin binding; ATP binding; calcium/calmodulin-dependent protein kinase activity. The record is from RefSeq and is a predicted model, not a curated record. NCBI's taxonomy places the organism in Eukaryota, Metazoa, Chordata, Mammalia, Dermoptera, Cynocephalidae. The coding region runs from base 242 to 1693 and encodes 483 amino acids.